This is a messenger RNA of Branchiostoma belcheri (Belcher's lancelet), 2257 nucleotides long. Its product is annotated as tripartite motif-containing protein 2-like. The coding region runs from base 1199 to 2257 and encodes 352 amino acids. Gene Ontology annotation, molecular function: ubiquitin protein ligase activity; translation repressor activity; protein binding. The record is from RefSeq and is a predicted model, not a curated record. Gene Ontology annotation, biological process: proteasome-mediated ubiquitin-dependent protein catabolic process; protein polyubiquitination; negative regulation of translation. The transcript has a single exon. Lineage: Eukaryota; Metazoa; Chordata; Leptocardii; Amphioxiformes; Branchiostomatidae.
CCUCGUAGCAACCCCACUGGUGACACCAGUAAGGGGAAGGUCAAUCUUUGUCAGGAACCGACCUUCAGUUGAGAACUGUGCGAGCAGAUUAUCAGAAAGAAGAUCCUUCUCGUUUACGAUGAUAGUCCCAACAACCCACAGGUUACCGUCCCUGUCAAAGGCCACGUCGUUUGGUCGGAAGGACUUUCUCGUAAAGAUACCCUUCACUGCCGUGUCGAACGUCCGGACGACCUUCCCGCGGGUGUUACACACUACAACACGCUCGUUUAAGCAAUCAGCGAUGAAGAUUUCCGAAGCUUGAGAAACGGCGACCCCGGUUGGACGACGGAAUUCGGUCUUUCUUGAUCCUCUACCGCCAAACCUCACCAUCUCCACGGCCUCCUCUUGUUCAGUGUUAUUCCUUUUGUCGUUGUUGCCGUUUUUGUUGGCCAUGUUGACUGCCAGCUGAUUUUUCGUACUUUACGAGUACAAAAUGCAUACGUAGUGUUGUACUAGUAAAACUGGUUUGACGAGACAAUGAGACAUCUGCGCAUGUCAUCUUCAAGGUCAAAGGCGAAUGUGAAAAUUAUGAAAAACAUACCAUGUUUGAAUUCUAGUUAUUGAUUAUAAUUUGUUUACAUACAUCCUGGUCUAAAUCAAUUACAAGAGACCACAUGCACACGGUAACAGAAAUACCAUUAUUUUCCGCAAGGUGGCUACUCAAAUACAGGUAUGGGGAACACUCAAAACUACGCUCACCUCUCCUCAUGCUAUCUUUUCAGACAGAACACUGACUGACAGAAAGCGAUCUCAUCCGCCUAAGGACACUAGUUGUUUCAAGUCACUUCACAAUCACCCAUAGCAGCGGAGUUGGGUCGUAAGUGCACGUAAGAGAGGAGGCGUGGCCUAUCUAACAAUGGUGCUAUUCAAUCAAGUAUGAAACUUAUGUAACAAUGAGCGCAAUGUCAUUCCAAAGUGCUCUUAAACUGUUUUUUUUUUUGUUCUUUCUUUUUUUUUAGAUGAAUAUUUCUUGUUGUUAAGAUGAAUUUACGAAAACUAGUAUUUUAGAGAUGUUUUGCUUCUGUUCAACGGUCUGACCUCAAAGGUAAAGGCCGCACGGCUUCACCUCUGUUCUGGUUUGGCAGGUUUUGUGAGCAGCCUUAAUUACCUUGAUAAGCAUUCAUGUAUGUACAAAUAGCUGUUAGGUUUAAACGUCAACAUGUUCUGGAGAAAGACAACCAAAGACGAUAAAAAGAAGGACGAGGAUGAAGAAAAGGAAGUGAAGAUGGUAAAGUUUGGAGGCAGAGGCUCGCGAAGGAACCAGUUCUGUAGCCCGACCGGAGUCGCUGUGUCAGAAACUUCGGAACUCUUCGUCGCCGAUUCUUUCAACGAGAGAAUCGUCGUAUGCAACACCCGAGGCAAAGUCGUCCGGGCUUUCAACACUGUGACGAAAGGUAAACAUUUCCGACCUCGCGACUUGUCUGUGGACAAGGACGGGAACCUGUGGGUUGUUGGGACGGUGUUCAUGGUGGAAAAGAAGGCGUACGUAUGUCAGAAUCUGCUCACACAGUUCUCAACUGAAGGUCGGUUCCUGACAAAGAUUGACCUUCCCCUUACUGGUGUCACCAGUGGGAUUGCUACGAGGGCUGACAUCGGGCAUGUACGCGUGCAGGAUCAGUCAACGGGAAAGGCCGCCUCGAAGAAGAAGAAGAAGGGUGGGGAGCCAAAAAAAGAAGAAGAAGAGAAUGAUGGAUUGGAACAGUACACGAAUGCAGUAGAGAUCGUAGUCACCGAUCAGCGCACAAGAAUGGUAGAAAGGAAAGGAUACAGCGAAAGUUGUGUGAAAGUUGUCACUCCCGACGGUACCCAAGUGAAGGUCGUGGGGCCCAGAAACACCCGAAAACCGACCGGAGUCGCAGUCAAUCAGAAAGGAGACCUGUACGUCACCGACAGUUGGCUGCACUGCGUCCAUGUUUUCAUGGAGGGUCGCGACGUUACAAAGAAGUACAAGAAGUUUGGAGGGUUCGGUAGCGGGGAUGGACAGUUGGACUCUCCGCACGGUAUCUGCUUGGACCGACAGGGUAAUGUCAUCGUGGUGGACAGGGGGAAUUGGCGGGUGAGUGUGUUCGACAGAGACGGCAAGUUUGUCCGACAUAUCAUGAACGACGUGCCGGACCUGUACUCUGUAGCGGCUGGACCGAACUUUGUGGUGGUCACUUGUGUUGGUCACUGUGGCACGGACACAGCGACUAUAAUUCCGUAUAGUAGUGAUAAGUAA